AUGGCAGGGGACGAGAGCAGGGAACUACGGUACAUCCAGCUCCUGAAGGAGAUGCUGAUGCUGGCAGCCUCCAAGGGCACGCGCCUUGUUCUGGACGACCGAGACAUGCGCGGCGAUGCUUUGGAGUUCCAGGCCGUGUGCAGCUUCCUGAAAAAGGCAGUUUUUUUGGACGAGGUAGAUCUCUCCAGGAACGACCUCGGAGCAGAGGAGGGUCAGGCCCUGGCCGCCAGCAUCGCUGCCAACGGCUCCAUCAUCGACUUGAAGCUGUCGGGAAAUUGUCUUGGAACCACCGGCAUGCAGGCCCUGGCUGAAAAAUCCUUGCGCACUCGGAGCCUUCGGCACCUCAGCGUCGCUGGCAACGGCCUGGGUGCGGCCGGCUUCCAGGCCUUGGCAGAGGCUUUGGCGGAGACUUCCCUGCUGGAGUCUCUGGACGUGGGCUCCAACGAUCUCGGACCGGAGUGCGCUGAGGCCCUGAAGACGGUCCUGAGCAUCGCGACUCUGACGGACUUCCGAGCCGACCAGAACACCUUGGCGGGUGCAGUUGCCAAG
This is a messenger RNA of Symbiodinium necroappetens, 549 nucleotides long. Lineage: Eukaryota; Dinophyceae; Suessiales; Symbiodiniaceae. The record is from the annotation of a GenBank genome assembly.